Molecule: messenger RNA, 1690 nt
Organism: Aspergillus caelatus
Lineage: Eukaryota; Fungi; Ascomycota; Eurotiomycetes; Eurotiales; Aspergillaceae
Product: N-glycosylation protein-domain-containing protein
Exons: 5
Coding region: 1-1074 (357 amino acids)
Biological process (GO): cellular response to oxidative stress; protein N-linked glycosylation
Cellular component (GO): endoplasmic reticulum membrane
Source: RefSeq, a predicted model, not a curated record
AUGGCUCACGUGAUAUCAACUCCGCCUGCCGUUUCUCAUCUUUGUUCUCUCACCAGUUUCUUAAUCCUUCUGCGCAACGGCCGCAUAUGCCGUAUCAUAAGGCUGGCUCCUCCUCGUGAUGCUCCCCCGCCCUUCUCUCCCCACGCCCGACAUCCCCCUGAAGCUGUCCGUUUGAGUACUCUCGAUCCGGACUUGCGCUCGCAACUUUUGGCCUCAAUCUCCAACUUCCCGGCGGACGCCUACGAAAAAGAAGUGGCUUCCCCAACCGCCGCCGCUGCUAUCGUCCCGCCGUCCCCCGACCCCUCUACUCCCCAGACCCCCAACAGCAAUGAUUCCGGUCACGCAACGGUUCCCUCCGCCUUGCAUCCGCGAGUGGCUGUCAUCUUGGGAGUAGACCGGAAGUGGUACCUCCCUCUCCUGAUCUGUCGGGCACUGAGCACGGUGCCGGCAGCAUGGUGGGGGCUCCGGUGUGCCUUCACCUUCCUGGCUGAAUUACUCCACAUCCAGGCGGGAAUGGGGCAUGAGGGUUGGACGGCGGCGAUUGUCGAUAGUGUCAAUCAAGAGUGGGAUGUUGAAAGAAGAUUCCGGGUGACCGAGGUGGCCCUGGCGAUUAUGUGGUGCUGUGCAUCCGCUUACCUUUCGUAUUUCUUUGCUGAUUGUAUGAUGUCUCGAUGGCUUUUGAAUUAUACCCCGCCGGCUGUUGUUAUUCGUCUCCUUACCACCAACGGAUUGAUUGCUUAUAUCUCUUCAUGGGUCCUCUACCUUUCGGGUGCAUCAUCAGAUCCGCGCCUUCUCCUUCCGGCCUGGAUAUCCAUCACAACCACCCUCACGUUCCUUUACCAUGCCACCCAAAACCGCGCCAUGAUUAAGCGUGAAACAGCCGCAGCUCUACUAGUUGUUUCCGUUGCGAGUUUCGUGAGCAUGUCCUCGCUUCUGCUUCAGUUACAUCUGACUCGAGAAAAUGAACCGGAAGUGCCCGUCUUUGUUAUUACUCGGAAAUUAUGGGACUGGGCUGUUGCGAUAUUUCUUCGCAUGCGGGUGGCGGAUGAUCGAGUUGGAGCGCGCGAGUUGUGAUUGAUGUUCCUGGAAAACGGGUCACUAUAGUGAAUACUGCGCAAGCAAUGAAGAGCUCUUUUUUGCCUACUUUUUCUGAUUUGUUACUCGUGAUAACCGUUACAUGUAUUCCUAUUGGUACUCUGAAGACCCACAAGCAAAUUGCAUAUCGCAUUGCAUACAUCCUAUUCUGAGAAAGACUGUGUUGUGAGGACAAGUUCAGAAACAACAUGUGGAAGACGUAGAGCGUAAGUGCAAACGAGAGAUUAACCUUCGCACACCAGGUAGCCCUCCAUAACAUCCAUCUGGCGACAGACCUCCCGACACGCAUUUCUUCCAAGCCGAGUAACGACAGGGAUGAGGCAAGAAACAAAAGAACAUCUAUGCAUAUAUUUGGGUAUCUACCAACGCCUCGUUCCGUCAUAAUCCCAUUCCGAGUAGAGCAGUCGAGCCAACAAAGGACCCACUCCCAUCAAUCGCGUGCCGCAAUUGUUUGGGAUCAAAUUAGACAGUGCUUAAUAACGACAGAGGUCCCAGGUCCAGUACGCCGAGCACAGAGGGUUGAAUGUAAAAGACAAGAAGCUUAACCGAACCACCUAGAUGCUGCGAUUGCAUAGAGUGCAAUGCAGAGUUAAGA